Messenger RNA from Actinia tenebrosa (Australian red waratah sea anemone), 2029 nucleotides. RefSeq names its product syntaxin-6. Gene Ontology annotation, biological process: Golgi vesicle transport. NCBI's taxonomy places the organism in Eukaryota, Metazoa, Cnidaria, Anthozoa, Actiniaria, Actiniidae. The record is from RefSeq and is a predicted model, not a curated record. Gene Ontology annotation, cellular component: membrane.
UAUUUCACGAAGUCCAUCACAUCACAUCUGUGUUGGUUUCCGUUCGUAUUAAAAAUUUGGAGAAAAAAUCUCGAUUUUACGGCUCAUAUUCUACCCGAUUUUGUACCUAAAGGUGUCUAAGAAAGCUUAGAAGUUAUCCAAACAGUUACGAUGUCUUUGGAAGAUCCAUUCUUCGUGGUUAGAGAUGAAGUUCAAAAAGCUGUCAACAAAGUUAGAGAACUGUAUUCAAGGUGGAAAGAACUUUUAAAUGAUCCUCGUAUGGCAGGAAGAGAAGAAUAUGAUUGGACGACGAAUGAACUGAAGAAUAAUAUUCGGAGUAUUGAAUGGGACUUGGAAGAUCUGGACGAAACUAUCGGCAUUGUGGAAGCAAAUCCAAGAAAGUUUAAUAUGGAUAUAUCUGAACUUAAUAAAAGAAAGCUGUUUGUAAAGCAAACAAGAGAUGACAUGACCUCCAUCAAAGAACAUUUGAAUAGUCCGUCGGCAAGAACAAAACUUGAGACUUCUACGAGACAAGCUUUACUUGGUAACAGAAAUGGUAAACCUCAGGAUAAAUAUUCACGUUUAGAUCGAGAAAUAGAGCGAUCAAAUCAAACAUUUAUUGAUGAUCAACAACAGCAACAAUCUUUAUUAAUGCAAUCACAAGAUGAACAAAUAGAAAUGGUUGGACACAGCGUUGGCGUACUUAAAACCAUGGGUAAAAAAAUUGGAGAUGAAAUCGAGGAUCAAAAUUUGAUAUUGGAUGAUUUUGGACAUGAAUUAGAGAUGACAGACUCAAAAUUGAAUCAAGUUGUUCUAAAAGUAGAAAAAGUUCUUCGUCUUUCAGAUGACAAACGACAAUGUUAUGUUCUCAUAUCACUAAUAGUAAUAAUGGUAAUUGUAAUUAUUUUAUUUAUAGUGCUGUGAAAUAGAAUCAUAUUAGCUAUAUCUAACUCUCAUGAAAUUUAUUAUUGUGUUAUACAAACUCUAAUAUGCCAAGUUGGGAAGUGGGAUGUGUCAUUGAAACAUAUAUAUGCCUGUACGUUAUUAAAUGAAAUUAUGAAUAAUUAAUCAGGAAAUACAAAUAUUAAACAGACAGAAGAAGUCUAAUUUGGAUACAGCAUUGUACAGAUUACAGGCUAUCAAUUGUAUCCGCAUUUAACUUUAACAUGGAUUUACUUUAUCAAACUUACUUCAAUCUCAAAGCGUUUAUAAGAACAAGGAGAUUAUAGACAUUAAUUUUUAUAAGUAAUACGGUUCUGUCCAAAAAGGUUGAUGAAGGUUUUGUUGCAUGCUGUGUGUUGCAUAUGUUACAUGCUGCAUGUUGUGUGUUACGUGUUACAUGCUGCAUGUUGCGUUGCAUGUUACAUGUUGCAUGUUGCGUUGCRUGUUACAUGCUGCAUGUUGCAUACCAAGCCUGAAGUGCACUAUGGACAAUGUAAAUACAAUCAACGAAAGUUCACAACAAUAUGAAAUAUUCCUAUACUUUGUGUGCACGUCUUUUUUCUGGCAUCAUUUCUUCUAUGCUGCCAUUAUAGUACAUUUUCACAGCAUGCAACACAUCAUGCAACAAACCCUUCACCAACCAUGACUCUUUAUUGGCUUCCACUUUAAAGCAAUAAAAUACAUACCAUCCAAUCACAGUGCUUGACUCUAAUAUGGCUCCCACUCGUCUAAUGAGUCUAUUUUGGCUACCAGCCUGAACCAAUCAGAAAGAACCAAAAUGCAUAGCAACCAAUCACAGUGCUUGACUCUAAAAUGGCUUUCACUCAUUUCAUGGCUACAUAAUGAAUUCCAGUCUGAGUCAAUCAGAGAGCACUAAAAUGUAUGCUACCUAACCACUUGCUUAAAUCUAAAACGUUGAUUCCCCUUGAGAAAGUAACAGCUUUACAAAUGGUAGCCAUGUUGGUUGAUCUGAGAAGCGAAACUCAUGCCAAUUUUAUCAAUUCAGCCAACAUGGCCGCCAUAAGAACUCUUAAAUAUCCUUUGUAAAUACAGUUCAAAACAGAUUUGAUGGAGAUCAUAAGAAUAAAGAAAGGGUAGAAAAUGGAAA